CCUAAGUCUAACGCAGAAAUAAAAGAAUUUGCAGAAAAAAAUUUCAACGCUGAAUUCCAGCUCUUCAGUAAAAUUAAAGUCAAUGGAUCAGAGGCUCUCCCUCUGUAUAAAUAUUUGAAAUCUCGUUUACCAGGGACAUUAGGAAAUUUUAUUAAAUGGAAUUUUAGUAAAUUUCUCUGCAAUAAAGAGGGCGUACCGGUUCAACGAUACUCACCAAGAACUGCGCCA
Trichoplax adhaerens is the source of this 228-nucleotide messenger RNA. RefSeq lists its product as uncharacterized. Lineage: Eukaryota; Metazoa; Placozoa; Uniplacotomia; Trichoplacea; Trichoplacidae. The record is from RefSeq and is a predicted model, not a curated record. Gene Ontology annotation, biological process: response to oxidative stress. Gene Ontology annotation, molecular function: glutathione peroxidase activity. The transcript has a single exon. The annotation marks the transcript as partial.